This is a messenger RNA of Callithrix jacchus (white-tufted-ear marmoset), 4984 nucleotides long. NCBI's taxonomy places the organism in Eukaryota, Metazoa, Chordata, Mammalia, Primates, Cebidae. The record is from RefSeq and is a predicted model, not a curated record.
CUGAGGGAGAAGGAACUGGGUCCCUGCACCCCUAUCAUGAGGCAUUAGGUGCUGAAGAUCCCUUGGAGAAGGAAGAGGGCUUCAGGCUUGGUAGAGACUGUAGGAGAGUUUUCUACCCGGCUAUCAGAUACUGCCUUGUCUGCUGCCAGGGGACACAUGGCUGUGCUCAAAAUGAGUGACAGACAGGGAGCAGCCCCUCCUCCUCCAGACCCAGGAGUCCAAACCCCAGUUCCUCCUCCCUCAGACUAGGAGUCAAGAUCCCCAGCCCCUCCUCCUUCAGACUAGGAGUCCAGGCCUCCAGUCCCUCCUCCCUUAGACCCAGGAGUCCAGACCCCAGUUCCUUCUCCCUCAAACUAGGGGUCAAGACCCCCAGCCACUCCUCCCUCAGACUAGGAGCCCAGACCCCCAGCCCCUCCUUCCUUAGACCCAGGAGUCCAUACCUCCUAGCCCCUCCUCCCUCAGACCCAGGAGUCCAGACCCCAGCCCCUCCUCCCUCAGACCCAUGAGUCCAGACCGCACUUCCUCUUCCCUCAGACUAGUAGUCAAGACCCCCAGCCACUCCUCCCUCAGACUAGGAGCCCAGACCCCCAGCUCCUCCUUCCUUAGAGUCAGGAGUCCAGACCCCAGCCCCUCCUUCCUCAGACCCAGGUGUCCAGACCCCCCAGCCCCUCCUCCCUUAGACCCAGGAGUCCAGACCCCAGUUCCUCCUCCCUCAAACUAGGAGUCAAGAACCCCAGCCACUCCUCCCUCAGACUAGGAGCCCAGACCCCCAGCCCCUCCUUCCUUAGACCCAGGAGUCCAGACACCCCAGCCCCUCCUCCCUCAGACCCAGGAGUCCAGACCCCAACCCCUCCUCCCUCAGACCCAUGAGUCCAGACCGCACUUCCUCUUCCCUCAGACUAGGAGUCAAGACCCCCAGCCACUCCUCCCUCAGACUAGGAGCCCAGACCCCCAGCUCCUCCUUCCUUAGAGUCAGGAGUCCAGACCCCAGCCUCUCCUUCUGACCCAGGAGUCCAGACCCCUCAGCCCCUCUUCCCUCAGAUCCAGGGGUCCAGGACCCCAGCCCCUCCUCCCUCAGGCCCAGGCUCCUGGUCCCCAGCCCCUCCUCCCUCAGGCCAAGGCUCCUGGUCCCAGCCCCUCCUCCCUCAGGCCAAGGCUCCUGGUCGCAGCCCCACCUCCCUCAGACCCAGGAGUCCAGCCCCAGCCCCUCCUCCCUCAGACCCAGGCUCCUGGUCCCAGCCCCUCCUCCCUCAGACCCAGGCUCCUGGUCCCAGCCCCUCCUCCCUCAGGCCCAGGCUCCAGGUCCCCAGCCCUUCCUCCCUCAGGCCGAGGCUCCUGGUCCCCAGGUUUGGAUUUUUUUCUCUCUUCCCAGUAUGUUCAUUGCUCUCUGCCCUCAGUUUUCCAAGGCCAUAUAUUUCAGGGAAAUGAAGUCAUUAAUUUUAUCUCUCGGCCUUAUUGAGUGGAGCCAAGCCCAGCUCCCUGAGCUCCGCCCCUGCCAUGCCCCCCUUCUCUCCUCGACCCAGGAAAGACGGUUGGGGUGACCUUUGUGACAGCCCAGCCUAAUGCCGGCCCCUCCCUCCCGUGCAAGGGUGACUCACUCCCAGGGCGGGGGACCAGCUGCCCCUCUGAGCCCCACCUUACUGGGUGGGGGAAUGGCUCAGAGGCUGACUCUGCUUUCUCUGGGCUCCCUCCAGGGCCUGUGCAGCUGGACAGGGGCCAGUGUGGCCGCCCUCGACCCAGUGAGGAACCUGAGAGCGGAGGAUCAGACCAACAGCUCCAUCACCCUGAGCUGGGAGGCCCCCGCGGGUCUCGACCCAAAGAACUCCACCUACUGGGUUCAGUGGACUCGAGAUGGUGGCAGCGUGGAGACUCGAAACACAACAGACACCAGAGUCACUGUGGACGGACUCGAACCUGGGUCUUCAUAUGCAUUUUCUGUGUGGAUAGAAGGAGAUGGAGAGCAAAGCACCCGAGUGAAUCUCAGCGCCCCCACAGCCCCCAACCCAGUGAGAAACCUGACAGUGGAGGCCCAGACCGCCAGCUCCAUCACCCUGAGCUGGGAGGCCCCCGAGGGCCCAGACCCAUGGAACUCCACCUACUGGGUCGAGUGCACCGGAGAUGGUGGCACCACAGAGACUCAAAGCACAACAGACACCGUCGUCGCCGUGGAUGGACUUGAACCCGGGGCUCUGUAUGCAUGUUCCGCGUGGGUGCAGAAGAAUGGAGUCAACAGCUCCCAGGACACUCGAAAUGCCACCACAGCCCCCAACCCAGUGAGAAACCUGCACAUGAAGGCCCAGACCAACAGCUCCAUUGCCCUGAGCUGGGAGGCCCCCCGUGGCCCAGACGGUCAGGAGUACACCUACUGGGUGGAGUGCACUGGAGACGGUGGCAGAACGGAGACCCAAAACACAACAGACACCAGUGCGACGGCGGAGGGACUCGCACCCGGAACCUCGUACACGUUCUCUGUAUGGGCAGAAAAAAAUGGCGCACUUGGCUCCAGGGAGAAUCUCAGCGUUUCCACAGUCCCCAACGCAGUGAGAAACCUCAGCAUGCAGGACUGGACCAACAGCUCCAUUGCCUUGCGCUGGACAGCUCCCCAGGGCCCAGGCCAGUCUUCCUACACCUACUGGGUCUCGUGCGUGGGGGAAGGCAUUACUAACCCCAGGACCCAAAACACCUCAGGAACUGAAAUCACCCUAAAGGAACUGGAAGCCGGCAGCCUGUACAGCCUCACCGUCUGGGCUGAGAGGAAUGAGGUCAGCGGCUAUAACAGCACCCUCAGUGCAGCCACCGCUCCCAGUGAGGUCACGGAUCUCCAGAACAAAACUCAGACUGACAACUCAGUCACGCUGUGGUGGCAGGCCCCCAGAGACCCCUACUCUCAGCUGUACGUAUACAGGGUCCAGUGGGCCAGCGAGGGACAUCCCCAGAGGGAGCAAGAUCCCCAAGUGAAUUGGGCCAACCAGUCCAGCAGGACCAAUGAGACAUGGUACAAGGUGGAGGCCCUGGAACCCGGGACUCUGUACAACUUCACCGUGUGGGCAGAAAGAAACGACAUGGCCAGUUCCACGCAAAGCAUCCGUGUGUCCACAAACCCAGACACAGUUACCAUCACUUCCUGCGUCAGCACCUCAGGGGGCUAUGGAGUCAUCUUGACCUGGUCCUGCCCCCAGGGAGGCUACGAGGCCUUUGAGUUGGAGGUGGGUGGACAGCGAGGCUCCCAGGACAGAGCUUCGUGUGGGAAGGGUGUGUCUGUGUUGGGUCUCGGGCCGGCUCAGUCCUACCCAGCCACCAUCAUGACCAUCUGGGACGGAAUGAGGGCCACCUCUGCCUCUGUGACCUGCCACACCGAGAGUGCAGGGGUCAUUGCCGGAGCCGUUGUGGGCACCCUUCUAUUUCUCAUCCUGGUGGGCCUGCUUAUUUUCUUCCUGAAGAGGAGGAAUAAGAAGAACCAGCAGAAACCAGAACUCAGUGAUCUGGUCUUCAGCUUCCCAGGGGACAUCCCGGCUGAAGACUUUGCUGACCACGUCAGGAGGAAUGAGAAGGACAGCAGCUGUGGUUUUGCAGAGGAGUACCAGCAACUGUCCCUGGUGGGCACCAGCCAGUCUCAGAUGGUGGCUUCAACUCCAGAGAACAGUGCCAAGAACCGCUACAGAAAUGUGCUGCCCUAUGACUGGUCCCGGGUACCCCUGAAGCCCAUCCCCGAGGAGCCAGGCUCUGACUACAUCAAUGCCAGCUUCAUGCCCGGUCUCUGGAGCCCCCAGGAGUUCAUAGCAACCCAGGGCCCCCUGCCACAGACAGUGGGCGACUUCUGGCGCCUGGUGUGGGAACAGCAGAGCCACACCCUAGUCAUGCUGACCAACUGCAUGGAGGCUGGCCGGGUGAAGUGUGAGCAUUACUGGCCUCUGGACUCUCAGCCCUGCACCCACGGGCACCUGCGGGUGACCCUGGAGAGUGAGGAAGUGACGGAGAACUGGACGGUCCGGGAACUGCAGCUCCUCCAGGUGGAGGAGCAGAAGACGCUCUCUGUGCGGCAAUUCCACUUCCUGGCCUGGCCGGAUCACGGCGUUCCCUCCUCCCCAGACACCUUGCUGGCUUUCUGGAGGAUGCUCCGGCAGUGGCUGGAUCAGACCAUGGAGGGAGGCCCACCCAUUGUACACUGCAGUGCUGGCGUGGGCCGCACGGGCACCCUCAUUGCCCUGGACGUCCUGCUUCGGCAGCUGGAGUACGAGGGUCUCCUUGGGCCCUUCAGCUUCGUGAAGAAGAUGAGAGAGAGCCGGCCGUUGAUGGUGCAGACGGAGGCUCAGUACGUAUUCCUGCACCAGUGCAUCCUGCGGUUCCUCCAACAGUCAGCCCAGGCCCCAGCUGAGAAGGAGGUCACGUAUGAGAAUGUUGAAAACCUUAUUUACGAGAACAAGGCUGCCAUCCGGGCCCACGAGUUGGAGGUCUAAGUGACAAGAGGGCUGGGCUGGCAGCCCAGGCAUCCUCAAGCUCUGGACGCCCACUUGAACCCAGAUUCCUGGAAGAGCAGAGGGCUGGGCUCCCAGACUCCUGGGUGCUGUGGGAGGAGGGGGCUGGGAGCCCAAACUCCAGUUUUCCCAGGAGAGAGUGAUCUGGUGGACCUCAGCACAUGACUCUAUGGGACCUGGGGAUCUAGAUUCCUGGUGCCUUGAAGGAGGAGAGGGGUGGUAGCUUGGAAUUCCCAGGUCUUUGAGGGAGGAGGAAGCUAGGAACCUGGAAUGCAGGAAGAGACAGGCUGGAGCCUGGAUUCUGAGGCAGGAAGGAAUUCAGGUCUGGAAUUCUGGCUACUUGAGGACAAAAGGCAGGCAGGACCCUGCCCUGCUUUUACUUCAGAAACCAAAUCAGUCUAUAAUCUGAGGUUGGAGGGAGUCCCUGUGCCCAAGGUCUCCCUGCACCCGCCGUCUGCAUAUGUGUUUCCUUCUAUCCCAUAAUUUAUUAAAUCACUGUUUUCCCCACA